CUUGCCCGUGGCCCUCGUCCUCGCCGUCCUCAGCCCCUUGCUCGUUGUGCCCACCGACGUCGACACUGCGCCGCUGGACCCCCGCAGCCCCGGAAAUACCCCGCACACGCGAUCAAGACCCGGAAGCGCACGGAAUAGGCAGCUACCCGGCGAGGAUGUCACACGCCGGCUCCUACGACUCCUCUUACUCUCAUUCUGUCAUGACCGAAGACGAAGAGGAUUGGGAAGACUAUGUCAAGGGAGGCUACCACCCCGUCCACAUCGGCGACGCCUUCUCCGAUGGCCGCUACAUCGUCGUCCGCAAGCUCGGUUGGGGCCACUUCUCUACCGUCUGGCUGGCAAAAGACACAAAAAUGCACCGUCACGUCGCGCUCAAAGUCGUCAAGUCCGCGCCACGCUACACAGAGACAGCCCUCGACGAGAUCAAGCUCCUUCAACGACUAAUCACUUCCUCCACUCCGCCAGUAGAACCAACACUCGAAAACCCAAAUCCACCGCCAUCGCCGUCCCAAACUCACCCCGGCCGCUCGCAUGUCAUCUCCUUCCUCGACCAUUUUCGCCAUAAGGGGCCUAACGGCACUCACGUCUGCAUGGUGUUUGAGGUAUUGGGGGAGAAUCUGCUUGGUUUGAUUAAGCGCCACCAGAACAAGGGCGUUCCGAUACCCCUCGUCAAGCAGAUUGCGAAGCAGAUCCUUCUUGGCCUCGAUUACAUGCACCGCUGUUGCGGUGUCAUUCACACUGAUCUCAAGCCCGAGAACGUCCUGAUCUGUAUAGAUGAUGUCGAGUCCAUCAUUGACACAGAGCUCGCCGCACAAUCCGCCUCAGCCACCCCGCCACCAACACGCCUCGUCGGCGUGCCCCCCUCUCGAGGACGUGGCGGCAACCAAACGCCGCGCUCUGAAUCCAUCUUCAUCACUGGCUCGCAGCCGCUACCAUCUCCCUCCUCCUCCUUUGGCUCUACCUCGCAUCUCGACCGCUGGGCGUUCGGCAUGAGCAAGAUCGAGAACGACGGUGCGGUCAGCAGAGCGGAAUCCACGGGCAGCGAUGACGGGGCAGGCGCGAAGGGGAAGCGCGCCGAUUCGACGGAGCAGGCUGCGGAGCGCAUGUCGGGCGUCACGCUUGACGCGUCGCCAUUUGGCGAGAAGACGCGCCCCGAGAAGGCGAAGCUGGCAGCAGGCCCAUCGCUACUGUCGCAGCAGGCACCUGGGCACGGUGUUGCCCCUCAGCCAGUGUCCGGCCCCUCGAACGCGCACCCGCCGCCGUCGCCGCCGCCGUACACGUCGAAGCCAGGUAGCUUCCAGGAGGGCGCCUCAAUACCGGCGCCCGGGACGAGCGCGAUGUCUGUGGAUGCGCUUCCUGCGAUGGAAGGGAUGGAGAAGAUCACGGUGAAGAUCGCCGAUCUGGGCAAUGCUACGUGGGUCGAGCAUCACUUUACGGAUGAUAUCCAGACGCGACAAUACCGCUGUCCUGAAGUGAUCCUCGGAGCGAAGUGGGGCCCCAGUGCGGACAUCUGGAGCGUUGCAUGUGUCAUUUUCGAGCUGUUGACAGGAGGCGACUACCUGUUUGACCCAGCAUCAGGAUCUCGAUAUAGCAAGGACGAUGACCAUAUCGCACAGAUCAUGGAGCUGAUGGGCGAGUUCCCGAAGAGUAUCGCCUUCUCGGGCAAAUACAGCUCAGACUUCUUCAACCGGAAAGGGGAGCUGCGGCACAUCCAGAAAUUACGGUUCUGGCCAUUAGACGCCGUGCUUGAGCAGAAGUACCUACUGCCGAAGGAAGAGGCCGAGAUCAUCGGCUCCUUCCUCAUACCUAUGCUUCGUCUACAUCCCGAGAAGCGUGCACCGGCCAGCGAGCUCGUCCAUCACCGGUGGCUGGACGGCAUCGUUGUGCAAGGCGAGAUUGAUGUGAUGCGGCGCAUGGAGGAGGAGCGUCGGCGCAGGGCGGCCGCAGCGAGCUCCGGCGUGGACGGGCGGCAGCUUCUCAUAGGCUCGGACAUGGAUGCGAUGAAGCCAGUAGACAUGGAUGACGGCCAGAGCCCGCAGAGCCUGUCACUCGGCGGCGACCUCGACCGCGUGGUGCCCGUACCCAAGCUCAGUACGCCAAUGCCGACGACCGUGACCGCGGAGGCGAAGGAGAACGCGCAUGCGCGUGGAGCCGUGCCGACGCUGCAUGCGAUACCGACGAAUGGGAAGUCGAGGGCCUGAGCAGGCCUCAAAUAAGUCCUCCUGUGGUUCGAGCAUUGUUGAACAGUGUCCUGCUUGUGUGCCCUAAUGAUCUCUCAUGUUGCUAUCCCACCCUACUGUACGAGUCGAGUGUACUUGCUGCUGUGCAUCCCUCGCGUACACUUCCGUUCUGUGCUCCGCAUAUGCAUUGUACUGUAGGCAUCGCCAUUUGCCGAAGUCAGCGUAGAAUCAGAAGCUUCUUUGUUACCCUUCUGAUCUGGUGCAUUAUUGAUUGAACCAAUCCAAAUGGAGGCUUUUAUAACAGUUAUGACUUCC
Messenger RNA from Laetiporus sulphureus 93-53, 2495 nucleotides. Its product is annotated as kinase-like protein. Gene Ontology annotation, biological process: spliceosomal complex assembly; protein phosphorylation; regulation of mRNA processing. Bases 156 to 2201 code for a protein of 681 amino acids. The transcript has 7 exons. Gene Ontology annotation, molecular function: ATP binding; protein kinase activity. The record is from RefSeq and is a predicted model, not a curated record. NCBI's taxonomy places the organism in Eukaryota, Fungi, Basidiomycota, Agaricomycetes, Polyporales, Laetiporaceae.